AUGCACCAAGGCUCCAGGCCGGGGACACCCCGCCCCAUGUUCUCUGGCUCGGCGGGCACCUCAGCAUACUCCCUCCUCACCCCUGAAGAGACCCAGCAACGACUGAAUACAUCACUCACCCGAGGUCUAUCCCCUUCUGAUGCCGAAGCCAGGCUUCUCCAGCAUGGGGCAAACGAGCUUCCACAUGAAGAACCUGAGCCCUUGUGGCUUCGCUUCCUGAAACAGUUCAAGGAAACUCUCAUAUUGCUCCUACUGGCUUCUGCUGUCGUGUCUUUCAUCAUGGGCAAUCUGGACGACGCAGUCAGUAUCACUAUCGCUGUGACAAUCGUAGUCACGGUUGGUUUCGUACAAGAGUAUAGAUCAGAAAAGUCCUUGGAAUCUCUCAACAAGCUCGUCCCGCACUAUGCUCAUCUCAUCAGAGGUACUCCAGAAGGCAAGAGAAGACUUGGUCAAGAUUUACAAGAAGGAAUUGAAAUGGAGCCAAUACCCAACGGCUCCGUUUCCUCCCUCGGGACGGCGUCAACCACCGUCCCCGCCCGUCAAUUGGUCCAAGGUGAUUUAGUCAUUUUUUCCACAGGAGAUAGAGUACCUGCAGACAUACGGAUCACUAGUGCGGCAGAUCUAUCCAUCGACGAGUCAAAUCUGACUGGGGAGAACGAGCCAGCCUUAAAGCAAGCUGGUGCACUGGAUCGCGCACAAGCAAGGCCAGCCCCAUAUGGCCGGUCUCCAUCACCUUCAUACGCCUCGCCAGCAGCAGGAACUGUAGGGGCGGACAUAAGGCUCAAUGAACAAGUCAAUAUUGCUUUCAUGGGUACGCUGGUUCGGUCGGGACACGGUCAGGGUAUAGUCAUAGGUACUGGAGCCGGCACAGAGUUUGGUGGAAUCUCAGCAUCGCUGCAAGAAAUCGAGAGCCCUCGAACGCCUCUACAACUCUCAAUGGAUCGCCUCGGGCAAGAGUUGAGUUGGAUGUCAUUUGGAGUCAUUGCACUAAUAGUUAUAGUUGGACUAUGGCAAGGGAGAAAACUACUGGAGAUGUUUCAAAUUGGGGUUUCGCUCGCCGUGGCUGCUAUACCUGAGGGUCUUCCGAUCAUCGUGACAGUAACGCUUGCUUUAGGCGUUCUGAGGAUGUCUAAACAUGGCGCAAUUGUUAGGAGACUACCGAGCGUGGAGACCCUUGGCUCAGUGAAUGUCGUUUGCAGCGACAAAACUGGCACAUUAACCCUGAACCACAUGACAGUAACAAAGCUGUGGCACUUCGACGCACCGUACCCCAUUGAGGUAAACAUAGACUUGGUGUCCGCGUCACCCGACCCUGCUACGCGAACAAUACUGCGGGUCGGCAAUAUUGCUAACAACGCUCGACUGUCUCGCGCUAAUGCGAGCUCACCGGCGACUGCAUCCUCUGCCGCGAUCAUGUCGUCAACACUUGGCCAGGACCCAAACGCGGUCAGCGCCAAAAGCCGUUGGGUUGGUCAGCCGACAGAUGUUGCUAUCUUGGACCUUCUGGAUGCUUUCGGCGAGGACGACGUUCGCGAUCGGAUCGGAGCACGAAGUGCAGAGACGCCGUUUAGUUCUGAACGGAAAUGGAUGGGAGUAGUCAUCGCGGCUAACCAUGGUAAAGAUUUAGGAAACGGAGUCGAAGUUGCCUACAUCAAAGGCGCUCUGGAACAGGUCUUGAAGCGAUGUGAUACUUACAUCUCCAAAGACGGAAAGGAGAUCGUUUUGGACGAGCCAAGGCGACAAGCCGCCAUUUCUGCUGCAGAGAAGAUGGCAGAGGAUGGCCUCAGAGUCUUAGGGUUUGCAAGCGGCUCGAACAGAGAUGCCACAAGAUCGGCCAAGUCUGGACAGGCUCCAAGUCGUAGUGGCACACCGCGACCAGGUGUCGCUCGUGAUGGUAGCCGUCAAUCAAACGAAGAUGCGUACCAGGGCCUUGUGUUUGCUGGAAUAGUUGGCAUGAACGAUCCACCUCGAAAAGAUGUUGAUAAGUCGAUACGGCGGCUAAUGACAGGCGGCGUCAAAGUCAUUAUGAUCACUGGGGAUGCUGAGACAACGGCCGUUGCUAUUGCAAGGCGCCUAGGAAUGCCUCUUAGCUCCUCGAGGGCAGGGUAUCGACCGGUUCUAAGAGGUGACGAGCUAGACCAGAUGUCUUCAGAAGAGCUUGCUGACGCAAUGGCUGGGACCUCGAUAUUUGCCCGUACAAGCCCUGAGCAUAAGAUGAAGAUCAUCCGCGCUUUGCAAUCUCGAGGCGAUAUUGUCGCAAUGACGGGAGAUGGCGUCAAUGAUGCUCCGGCUUUGAAGAAGGCGGAUAUUGGCAUCUCCAUGGGCCUCCUCGGCACUGAUGUUGCGAAAGAAGCAGCCGACAUGAUCCUCACCGACGACGACUUUUCCACUAUCUUGAGCGCCAUCGAAGAGGGCAAAGGCAUCUUUUACAACAUCCAGAACUUCCUCACCUUUCAACUCAGCACCAGCGUCGCGGCCCUCUCUUUGGUGCUCCUGAGCACUUUCCUCGGCUUCAGCAACCCUUUGAAUGCGAUGCAAAUCUUGUGGAUAAACAUCCUCAUGGACGGUCCCCCUGCUCAGUCUUUAGGCGUCGAGCCCGUAGAUCCUGCAAUCAUGAAUCGACCACCUCGUUCCAGAGCCGCACGUGUUCUCACUCGCCCUGUCAUCCAGCGCGUUCUCACGUCCGCGACUGUCAUCAUGAUAGGCACCUUUGGUAUUUAUUAUCGAGAAAUGUCGUCCGAUAAUACCGUUACCGCUCGCGAUACCACCAUGACUUUUACCUGUUUCGUCUUUUUCGACAUGUUCAAUGCCCUGACCUGCCGAAGCGAGGGCAAAAGUAUUCUUAGAGGAGAAUUGGCCUUGACAGGGAACCGCAUGUUCAAUUUUGCUGUUGGGGGCAGUCUGUUAGGCCAGCUCGCUGUCAUAUAUGUCCCGUUUUUCCAGCGAAUCUUUCAAACCGAGGGCCUAGCGCUGCGAGAUUUGGGACUGCUAGCCGCGUUGGCCAGUUCAGUAUUCUGGAUUGAUGAAGCGAGAAAGUAUGAGAGGGCCAGGAAUAGAAGGAUUACAGGGCUUGGAGGAGGGUACAGCGCGAGUGUAUGA
Letharia columbiana is the source of this 3099-nucleotide messenger RNA. RefSeq lists its product as uncharacterized. Gene Ontology annotation, cellular component: Golgi membrane; plasma membrane; endoplasmic reticulum. The record is from RefSeq and is a predicted model, not a curated record. Bases 1 to 3099 code for a protein of 1032 amino acids. The transcript has 4 exons. Lineage: Eukaryota; Fungi; Ascomycota; Lecanoromycetes; Lecanorales; Parmeliaceae. Gene Ontology annotation, molecular function: ATP binding; ATP hydrolysis activity; P-type calcium transporter activity. Gene Ontology annotation, biological process: calcium ion transmembrane transport; manganese ion transport; intracellular calcium ion homeostasis.